AUGAAGAUCGCUAUUCUCUACUACUCCACUUACGGCCAUCUCCCUAUCUUGGCCAAGGCCAUCAAGGAAGGUAUAGAAGAAACCGGCUUGGCCACCCAGGUCGAUCUUUUCCAAGUGCCAGAAACGUUGUCUCCUGAAGUUUUGGCAUUGCUCCACGCCCCAGAAAAAGAUAAAGACAUACCAGUGGCCACUCCCCAGACUUUGGCUGAAUACGACGCAUUCCUCUUCGGAAUUCCAACGAGAUUCGGAACUUUGCCCGCUCAAUGGAUCGAUUUCUGGGGCCAGACCUCUGGCUUAUGGGCUUCUGGCGCUCUUGCUGGAAAGCCUGCUGGUCUCUUUGUUUCCUCCGGUUCCCCAGGUGGAGGUCAAGAAGUCACUCUCAGAAACUCGUUGAGUUACUUGGCCCAUCAUGGUCUCAUCUACGUUCCAUUGGGUUACGGCAAGGCUUUCCCACAUUUGACGUCAUUUGAAACUGUCCACGGUUCUUCGCCAUGGGGUUCUGGUACUUUUGCUGGUGCCGACGGUUCCAGAUUGCCCAACCAAACCGAAUUGGCAAUUGCCAAAAUUCAAGGUGAGUCGUUUGCUACUACCGCCAUCAAGUUUUUCAACGCCAAGGCUAAGACUUUAGACCCAUCUGCUGCACCUGCCACUGCUGACUCCUCUGAAACAGCUCUUGGUACUGCCCAAGCUUCUCAAGAAAAGAUCACCAAGGAAAGCAAGGAGGCCGUCAAGACUGCUGCAAAAUCUACUACUGCGCAAAGAGCUACUCAAUCCGCCAAGUCCACCGCAGCCGACGCUGAAAAGAGCUCCUGUGCCAAAUGUGUCAUUAUGUAAAACAAUUGAACCUACUAAAAAAUAGAACAAAGUUUGUUCAAGCCUAUAUGUUCAUAUCUUCAGUUCCAGCAUGUUGUGAAUUGCUGAGUACCCUUAAUCCGUUCCCUUCAUCAUGUAAUAACUAUAGACUCUAAUAAAUAUUACUGU
Messenger RNA from Scheffersomyces stipitis CBS 6054, 981 nucleotides. RefSeq names its product flavodoxin-like fold family protein (gene YCP4). The transcript has a single exon. NCBI's taxonomy places the organism in Eukaryota, Fungi, Ascomycota, Pichiomycetes, Serinales, Debaryomycetaceae. The record is from RefSeq and is a predicted model, not a curated record. Gene Ontology annotation, molecular function: NAD(P)H dehydrogenase (quinone) activity; FMN binding. Bases 1 to 834 code for a protein of 277 amino acids.